CAAAUAUAUCCACAAUGACUAAUAAUAAAGCUGUGGCGUCAAUGCUCUUGCCGCUCAAUUUCUGUAUGUAUGUUAUCGUCUUGGCCAUUGCAGCCUGGGCUACCAACAAAGCUAUACUUGAAGGCUUCUUUAUCGCAGGCCCGGGAUUCGAUCUACCCCCACAAUUCUCUCCGAUAAGUUUUCCGAUGGGGAACGCCGCUACCGGAUUCUUUGUUGUGUUCUCCCUGAUUGCGGGCGUGUUCGGAGUUGCAUCCAUCAUAGUCGGCAUUCACCACUGGAACCGUGACACUGAUCAUAUGCCUUGUGCUGCUACUUCAGCAGCAGCGAUUGCCUGGACUCUUACUGCCCUUGCCAUGGGAUUUGCCUGGAAGGAGAUUGAACUCCAAAACAGGAACGCCAAUCUGAGGACAAUGGAAGCUUUCCUGAUCAUCCUCACCGUUACUCAACUGCUCUACAUAGCAGCCAUCUGCCGCGGCUCAGCAGCAGCAGCAAGAUUCACAUGAAUAUGAAGUGGAUACGUUCUAUACAUACAAAGCAUCAUCUUAUUAUACGGAGUAUACUGCAUGCAUGAAAGAACUAGAGAUCCAAUUAAAGAUUAAAUAAACGAAUAUUUUUUAAAAUCAGCAUCAUUGUAAACCAUAUUUGUUUAUCAAUAAAUAGAUUGCUUUUGGAAUGUUAUCGUUGUGUCCGAGG
Molecule: messenger RNA, 693 nt
Organism: Cuscuta epithymum
Lineage: Eukaryota; Viridiplantae; Streptophyta; Magnoliopsida; Solanales; Convolvulaceae
Source: the annotation of a GenBank genome assembly